AUGUCACCCUCCGCUGAGACACCAUCAACCGGCACAAGCAACGGCAGCACGCCGAACCCAGCACACAACCCCAACCAUGAAGAACACCAAUAUCUCAACCUCAUCCGUACGAUCCUCGCCUCAGGUGAAUACCGACCCGACCGCACAGGCACGGGCACACGCUCCAUCUUCGCACCCCCUCAGCUCCGUUUCUCGCUCUCCAAGCCGGCCCCCAACCCCGCCGACGACCCCAUCCCCGUCCUCCCCCUCCUGACCACCAAGCGCGUCUUCCUCCGCGCCGUCGUCGCCGAGCUCCUCUGGUUCAUCUCCGGUUGCACCUCGUCCCAACCGCUCUCCGACCAAGGCGUCAAGAUCUGGGACGGCAACGGCAGCCGCGAGUUCCUCGAUAAGGUGGGCCUGGGCCACCGCGAGGUCGGCGACCUGGGUCCCGUGUACGGGUUCCAAUGGCGACACUUCGGGGCCGAGUACGUCGACGCCAAAACCGACUACACAGGCCAAGGGGUCGACCAGCUGGCCGAGGUUGUGCACAAGCUGAAGCAUAACCCCUUCGACCGCCGCAUCAUCAUGAGCGCCUGGAACCCCGCCGACCUUAAGAAGAUGGCCCUCCCGCCCUGUCAUAUGUUCGCCCAGUUCUACGUCUCCUACCCCAACGGCCACGACCAGAAGGGCCACCUCCACUGCCAGCUCUAUCAGCGCUCGUGUGACGUCGCCCUGGGCGUGCCGUUCAAUAUUGCGUCCUACGCCCUCUUGACCCAUAUGUUAGCUCAUACUGUCGACCUGCAUCCUGGUACCUUCGUUCAUGCCAUGGGUGAUACCCAUGUCUACCUCGACCAUGUUGAGCCCUUGCAGGAGCAGCUGGUGCGGGAGCCAACCGAGUUCCCGGAGUUGAAGAUUCGUCGUGAUGACCGCGGUAAUGGGGUGGUCGAUGACUGGAAGCCGGAGGAUUUCGAGGUCAUCGGGUAUAAUCCUCACAAGGCUAUCAAGAUGAAGAUGAGCGUUUAG
This is a messenger RNA of Aspergillus bombycis, 1002 nucleotides long. RefSeq names its product thymidylate synthase. Bases 1 to 1002 code for a protein of 333 amino acids. Gene Ontology annotation, cellular component: mitochondrion; cytosol. The record is from RefSeq and is a predicted model, not a curated record. Gene Ontology annotation, molecular function: thymidylate synthase activity. NCBI's taxonomy places the organism in Eukaryota, Fungi, Ascomycota, Eurotiomycetes, Eurotiales, Aspergillaceae. Gene Ontology annotation, biological process: dTMP biosynthetic process. The transcript has a single exon.